UUCCCUAAUUCAAAAAUAAAAUCUAAACCCUAACCUCAACACAGUGACCGAUCUGCAAACCCAGCAAUGGCACCCAGAUCGGAUUCCGUCCAGAGCUCCACCGCUGCGGAGCCAAUAUCCGGUGCUUCCAUGGAUCCGAUCUUCCACAUACUGAAGGUUCUCCCUUACUCCGUCCUUCGCCCUCCCCGUCUCCGUCUGAAGCUUCCCAGCUUCAGCCUCCCCUCUCCUAUGACUGUUUUCUCUCUAAUUCUUCUCACCUACUUCAUGGUGGUCUCCGGCCUAGUCUACGACGUGAUCGUGGAGCCCCCAGGUAUCGGCUCCACUCAGGAUCCCGUUACUGGCUCCGUCCGCCCGGUCGUCUUCCUCCAAGGCCGCGUCAACGGACAGUACAUCAUUGAAGGACUCUCGUCUGGUUUCAUGUUCGUUCUCGGUGGCGUCGGCAUCAUUCUGUUGGACCUCGCUUUGGACAAGAACCGUGCCAAGAAUGUCAAGGUCUCCUACGCCUCUGCGGGGAUCUCCUCCAUAGUUCUGGCUUAUAUUAUGAGUAUGCUCUUUAUUCGCAUUAAGAUCCCAGCUUAUCUUAGAUAAAGUCUGUUCCUUGAAUGAAUUUCAACUGUGCUGGCAUGGCGAAUCUGGAUUUUACUUGCUUUAAUAUUAGCUACUUUUUAUUGAUAGAUAAAUGUGAGCUACUAUAUUAUCAUGUUUUGUAUCAAAUUUUCAGUCCUGAAUUUAUAGUUUAAAGUUCUCUUAUUUAGCA
Tripterygium wilfordii is the source of this 757-nucleotide messenger RNA. RefSeq names its product oligosaccharyltransferase complex subunit ostc-like. Bases 67 to 588 code for a protein of 173 amino acids. The record is from RefSeq and is a predicted model, not a curated record. Gene Ontology annotation, cellular component: oligosaccharyltransferase complex. The transcript has a single exon. NCBI's taxonomy places the organism in Eukaryota, Viridiplantae, Streptophyta, Magnoliopsida, Celastrales, Celastraceae.